Messenger RNA from Hyaena hyaena (striped hyena), 1396 nucleotides. RefSeq lists its product as uncharacterized. The coding region runs from base 317 to 1075 and encodes 252 amino acids. NCBI's taxonomy places the organism in Eukaryota, Metazoa, Chordata, Mammalia, Carnivora, Hyaenidae. The record is from RefSeq and is a predicted model, not a curated record. The transcript is spliced from 3 exons.
CCCUGCCCUAGGGUGCCCUCUGUCCCGGGCGCGCACCCUGCCGGGAAGCCCUGGGACCACAGCUGCUCGGCGGGCCCGGCCCAGAAUAGCCUCCUUUCCGGGCAGGGGUGCCUGGGCCCGCAGCGCCAGCGCCCGAAAUAGGGCUCGGCCCGGCCCGGAGGCCCGCGGGCAGCGGCCGGAGGGCGCGGGAGGCCGCCCAGCUCCGGGACGCGGGGACCCGGGGAGAGGGGCGCAGGCCGGGAUCCCCGGGCGCGGACAUCCGGGCGGGGCAGGGGCCCUGUGGCGGACCGGGGAGGGUUACCUUGGAACGUGCCUCAUGCAAGAGGAUGGUCCAACUUGUUGUCGGAACCUGCAGGAAUCCCAGGCUGGGGUCCAAAAAUAUUCACGGAGGGCGCAGCCUGGCUGGAGUUCUAGAAGUCAGACCCGGGUGCUCCAGAGAGCCUGUCAGAGCCAGAGGUCUGCCCAGAGACCUCAGCUGCAGGUGAAGGGCAGCAGCGUGGGCAGAGAGAAGGGGCCGUGGAAGACCGAGAACCUGACCUUAAGCUCUCAAGGAGCACCCGGAGGCUUCCCCCAUCCCGCCUCCUCUCUGACCACAGCGAAGAUGCAGAUGAAAGCCCACAUCCAGUCCCCAGCUGUCCCCAGCCUGGGUGUUUGGAUUCAACAGGGACAUCUGAGGGACGGAGACUGCUGUGUGCCCGUGGCCACCUCACUGUCAGGAACCCAGGGCGUUGCAAAGAGCUGGCUGUCGGGCAUCCCCUGGACUUUUCCCUGGGUAACAAUGCCAAGGAGCUGGGGUACUGGCCAGAUUUCCCACGCCUGGCCCUGGGGCUCCUCCUGCCCCACCCCCCUCGCCUUGACCAUGGAGGCUCCGAAUAAGCUUUCUAGAGGAUGUUCUUUCUUGUGUGAGGGGUCAUCUGAGGUUGCUAAGACAGAGCUCUUCACCAGAGAAAUGCAGGAAGCAUCUCUGCAGCUAAAUGAGGCAAUGUCUGUGGGGGACUCGGCCGUGCCAGGCGGGCUCUGGCCACGUGCCCCCUCCCUGAGAGACACUGCCCUUGGCCAUGCAGUCCUUGGCUAGACCCACUACUGGGCUUCAUCCGUGGGCACCUCUUCAGUCUGUCCUCUGCUCAAGGUGUCCUUAACAGAGCCUAAAGGGACGUUCUGCUCGUCCCUACGCCCCAAGAGCAAAGAAGGACACCUUUCUCAGGCUCUUCCUGAAAGAUUCAAGGAAAAAAAGAAAAAAAAAGUUCCUAAUCUGAGAUCCUGCAGAACCAACCCCCCCCCCCCCAGAACUGGCUUGAAUCGUGUCUCCAAAAUUCUUGUCCACAUGGAACUUGUGCAUGUGACCUAAUUCGGAAAUCGGGUCUUUGCAGAUGUAAUUAGUUACGAUGAGGUCAUG